This is a messenger RNA of Cercocebus atys (sooty mangabey), 915 nucleotides long. RefSeq names its product basic proline-rich protein-like. The transcript is spliced from 2 exons. The record is from RefSeq and is a predicted model, not a curated record. Bases 26 to 481 code for a protein of 151 amino acids. Lineage: Eukaryota; Metazoa; Chordata; Mammalia; Primates; Cercopithecidae.
GGAUGGCGGGCGCCCGGGCUGGCGGAUGGCUACGCGGCGGAGGGGUGCGCGAGCGAGCGAAGCCUGGUGUGUCGGGUCCUGGCGAAGGGAAAAGGCCCUGUCGUCUCCUGUAGUCACCCCGAGCCCAGCGCCACCAUCUUGGGAGAAACACGGAUCUCGCGGCCGCGGCGCAAGACGGGAGGACUGGCUGGGCGGGCCGAGUAUCCCGGCAGGCAGCGCGCGCCGCCCGGCCGGGCGAGGGCUCCAGGCCGGGACGCGGGGACGUGGGGCGGGGCCAAGACGCGCGGGAGGGCGCCGCGCUCCGCCCCUCCUUCCCUCGCCGGCUCCGCCUCCCCCCCGCUUGCCGUCCCCGCCGGCGCACGGGCCGUUGGGAAGAGGAGGUGGCCCGCGGCCCCUCGGAGUCCCACCAGGGUCGGUCGCCAUCUUGCGACUGGACAGAAAGGGUGUGUUUUUCCCAGAAAAACAACUUUGUAUCUACUAAGUGAACAGUGAUUUCUUCAGACUUUUCUUGUCAAAAUGAGACCCAGUGGUUUCUAAUGAUUUUCUCAUUUCAAGUGUACAGUAAAAAGAACAAUUUAAUUUUAUAAACAUCUGCAUCAAUGCCUUGAGCAAACUUUGAGCUAAUGUUUACCCAGAACUAUUUGUAUGUCAUACGUUGGACUACUUGAACUACUAUUUAUGUUCCAGACCUUGGGAAACAAUAAAAGAUGAACAGUCUCUAUCCCUGCCCUCAAGAACUUGCAGUUCAAGAGGAAGUCACACCUGUAAGAUUGGACGCUUUUUCAGAGUAACCCAACACUUCAUUGAUCAUGGGGGGUACCUACUAAUAUGUAUCUGCUAAUACUAACAAACAUUUUAUUUUAUUAUUAUUUUUUUGAGAUGGAGUCUCGCUCUGUCGCCCACGCUGGAGUGCAG